AUGCUUAUCAGUCCCAUGGCGAGUCCCACCCACCCGACACACCGGGAACGCACCAUGCACCACCACCGUUCGCUGCUCCGCAAAGGUUUCCAGAUGAUCCCCCCAUUGGAUGGCUCGCUACACAAAGGCCAAGCCGGUCGAAUCGGGAUCGUCGGUGGCUCGAAAGACUACACUGGGGCACCAUUUUACUCUGGCUACGCAUCGCUCAGAUUAGGGACCGAUCUCUCGCACGUGAUUUGUGAACCAAGCGCAUCGAUGGUCAUCAAGACCUAUUCCCCCGACCUUAUGGUUCACAGCUACUUGAGCUCACCGGAGCAUCCCGAGGCUUACGCAGCUCACCAAAAAGAAUUCGAUCAGCUCAUGGGCCGUCUUCAUGUCCUCGUUGUCGGCCCUGGUCUAGGCAGAGAUACGGAGAUGCAAGACUGGGCAGAAUGGACCCUCAGGACUGCCAUGAAGAAGAAAAUUCAUCUGGUACUUGAUGCAGAUGCUCUGUGGUUACUACAAAACAAACCUGAAAUUCUUCGCGGCUAUCCGCAUGCAAUCCUUACGCCAAACCACGUCGAAUUUCAAAGAUUGUUGAAGGCUUGUUCCAUAGAUCCGCGAGAGAACGACGGUGAUGAUGGACGACUGGCAUUGGAACUCUCGAAGGCUCUGGGUGGCUGUACUAUUUUACAAAAAGGCGCGAUGGACUUGGUUGCUCGAGUGGGGUCAGAGGUAGCGAAAGUGAGCUGCCAGGGCUCUCCCAAACGUUGCGGCGGCCAGGGGGAUAUCCUGAGUGGUUUAGUCGGAACAUGGUGUGCUUGGAGUAAGCUUUACUUGGACACAAAACCCAAGUCACAUGACCAGCCGAUCUCACCGGAAGAAGCAUGGGUCAUUGCCGCCGUCCUCGGAGCGGAAAUCACAAGGACUUGCUCUCGGUUAGCCUACCAGAAAUUCGGUAGAUCGAUGCAGUCGAGCGAUAUGCUGAGUUAUAUCGGCGAGGCCUUCGAGCAGGUCAUGCACGGCCACACGAAAGACUGA
Molecule: messenger RNA, 1020 nt
Organism: Puccinia triticina
Lineage: Eukaryota; Fungi; Basidiomycota; Pucciniomycetes; Pucciniales; Pucciniaceae
Exons: 6
Coding region: 1-1020 (339 amino acids)
Biological process (GO): metabolite repair
Molecular function (GO): ATP-dependent NAD(P)H-hydrate dehydratase activity
Source: RefSeq, a predicted model, not a curated record